Messenger RNA from Ooceraea biroi (clonal raider ant), 2979 nucleotides. Its product is annotated as aminopeptidase N. Gene Ontology annotation, biological process: proteolysis; peptide catabolic process. Gene Ontology annotation, cellular component: membrane; cytoplasm. Lineage: Eukaryota; Metazoa; Arthropoda; Insecta; Hymenoptera; Formicidae. Gene Ontology annotation, molecular function: peptide binding; metalloaminopeptidase activity; zinc ion binding. The record is from RefSeq and is a predicted model, not a curated record.
UUAUACUAAUAUUUUAUACUUUUGCAUUACGUAUUUGCAUUUAGGCGUUAAAGAGAAAAGAGAAAGAGUAGAAUAUAGAAAGAACUAACACGAAAAGUUUAUGUAACACGAACUAAAAUCGUUCCAAAGAUGUCUGGAAUAGAAACUGGCAUGAAGUUUUUAAAACAACUAUUACACGUGAGUGUAAUAUUCACUAUCGUAGUAGCAAUUUGUGCCGAUGAAAAUUCAGAAAAUAACUCAUCUGAGACAGUUAUUUAUCGCUUAUCAGACGACAUAAUACCGGUACACUAUAAUAUCAAAUUAAUACCAUAUAUGGAAGAAGGCAACUUUACUUUUGACGGCGAAUCUAAUAUCAGCAUAAAAGUUCGUAAUACAACACAAAGCAUAAGUUUGCACUCAGUAGAACUAAAAGUAAAUGAAACAGCGACGACAUUAAUUAAUGUUAAUGGAGUAAUUUAUAAACCUGUGAGACAUAGUUAUCAUAAUAAAACGGCUAUUUUAGUUCUUCAUUUUAAUGAUGAACUAUCAUCCGGAUCUUAUAGCCUGAACAUAAAAUUUGUCGGUAUUUUACAUCAUGAUGUAAAAGGUUUCUUUAAACUGUCGUACAAAAACGAAGAAGGAAGUACAGAGUGGUUGAUAGCAACACAACUUGAAAGUACUCAUGCCCGACAAGUAUUUCCGUGUUGGGAUGAGCCAGCAUUAAAAGCCACUUUCAAUAUAUCUGUAAAGCAUCAUCAAAAAUAUAAAGCUUUAUCUAAUAUGCCAAUACGAAAGAAGCUUAUGGCUGAACAUAGUAUGGUGUGGUCACACUUCAAUACUACUCCUGUAAUGUCCACUUAUAUUAUUGCGAUUGUGAUAUUCGAUUUUACUCAUAUUCACAACGUAAAUAAGACCAUCAAUGUAUGGUUUAGACCUCCUUUGAUAUCGCAAGUAACAUUCGCAAAUGAUGUUGCUAAUAGGGCUGUUCAGUAUUUGGUCCAAUACACGAACAUUUCCGAAAUAGUGCCUAAAACGGAUCAUAUCGCAAUACCACAUUUUUCAGUUGAAGGCAUGGAGAAUUGGGGACUCAUCAUUUACAAUGAAGCAAGGAUUAUCUAUGAUGAAAACAUACAUUUCGUUAUUCAUAAACAAGAUGCGGCAAUCUUAAUAGCGCACGAAUUAGCACAUCAAUGGUUUGGUAAUUUAGUAACUCCAUCUUGGUGGUCUGAUCUAUGGUUAAGCGAAGGAUUUGCUACGUAUUUUCAGUCAUAUAUUCUUGACAAGAUGUUCAAAGAUUGGCGAAUGACGGAUUUGAUGGUAGUUAAACAGUUACAUAAAUUUCUCCGUUACGAUAUUGGUGAUAUACUGUAUCCUAUUACAUUCGACGUUAACCAUUACUUUGAACUAGAUGAUAUUAGAUCUGCUGUUGUUUAUGACAAAGCUUGUGUCAUAUUACGUAUGUUGCAACAUCUACUUACGGAAAAGGUUUUCCAAAAAGGUAUCAUCAUGUAUCUAAAUAAACACCAGUUUAGCACAGUUACCGCCAAUGAUUUAUGGACAGCUAUGCAAAUUGCUUUAAAUGAAUCAGAUAUUCUACACAAAGAUUAUAAAAUAAAAGAAGUGAUGGAUACCUGGAUAAAACAAAACGAUUAUCCUACAGUACUCGUAACACGAAAUUAUAAAACUAACGAAACAAGAGUAUCGCAGGAACAUUUUCGCCUACACGCCCUAAACGACGAAGAUGAUAAUAACGGAGAUAAUAAUAAUGGAGAUGAUAAUAAUGGAGAUGAUAAGAAAUGGUGGAUACCAGUAACAUUCACUACGCAAACAAAUCUUGAUUUCUCAAAUACUGUACCUAAGUAUUGGCUAACACCAGUACAUGAAAAUGUAGACCUUAUAAUUAAUUCGAAUGAUUGGAUCAUAGUCAAUUUACAACAAACUGGAUAUUAUCGUGUCAAUUAUGAUCCAACAAAUUGGUUAAAAAUUACAAGUUACUUAAAGUCGGAAGAAUAUACGAAAAUACACGUUCUCAAUCGUGCUCAACUCAUCGAUGACGCAUAUCAUUUCCUAAUGACAAAACAACUUAGUUUAUCUAUAUUUAUGAAUCUUAUGAGCUAUCUAUCGCGAGAAACAGAUUAUGUGGCAUGGUUUCCUGUGUUCCAAAUUGUAUCACGCAUGCAGAAAUUUUUUUUACUUCCGCUUCAAGAAAUCGCAACUUUCAAGUUUCAUAUGGCGAUAAUUUUUAAAGGGCUUCUUAAGAAUGUAGGAUACAAAGAAAAUCCUAAUGAACCUGAUCUUACAAAGCUGCUGAGGUUAAACGCGUUACAGAGGGCAUGUAUUGUUGGAAAUAGAGAAUGCAAAGCAAUGGCCACUAUUAAGUUAAACCAGCAUCUUGCAGAUCCGGAAACACACAAACUUUUGCCGUGGUGGGAGGAAUGGACAUAUGGUAAUGGUUUAAUGACAGCAAAUAUGUCUACUUGGAAUAAAGUAUUGGAUUUAUAUAUAAGCAGUCGUAAGACAAAGCUUUUGACAUUUUUGACUUAUUCUGAAGAUCCCGACAUUAUCAUUCAUUACUUGAAUGUACUAUUGAAUGAUUCAAUGAUACAAAACAAACAAUAUUUUGCUAUAUUUAAAUCUAUUGUUGCAAAGCAUGCACAUAAUAAUUUAGUGCUUAACUACAUAUUAGAAAAUUUUAAGAGACUAACAUCUAGAUUAACUUCUAAAACUAAAAUAUUGACACAUGUUAUUAUGAACAUAUAUGCAGAGGAACAACUUGACAAGAUAAAAGAAUUCGUGAAGAAAAAUGUUGACGAACUAGGAAGUUUGAAUGAAAUAGUAGAAAUACGUUUGACUAAACUCAGACGGAUUAUAAACAGUUUUUUGGAGCGAUUCGCAGAAAAUGAAGCUUACUUGAAUGAUAUCUGCCAUUGUAUAUUAUAUAAUGACCAAUCAAGUAUAUAUUCUAAAUAUUACUUAUUGUUUCCGUAAUUACUUUUUAUA